Molecule: messenger RNA, 960 nt
Organism: Balaenoptera acutorostrata (minke whale)
Lineage: Eukaryota; Metazoa; Chordata; Mammalia; Artiodactyla; Balaenopteridae
Gene: GPR31
Product: G protein-coupled receptor 31
Exons: 1
Coding region: 1-960 (319 amino acids)
Biological process (GO): G protein-coupled receptor signaling pathway
Cellular component (GO): membrane
Molecular function (GO): G protein-coupled receptor activity
Source: RefSeq, a predicted model, not a curated record
AUGCUGCCACCCAACUGCUCGGUGGCGCACAGCUACGCGGCGGAGGUGGCCACAGCCUUGCUGCUGCUGCUGGAGUGUGCCCUGGGCACGCUGGGCAACGCCGUGGCGCUCUGGACCUUCUUCUUCCGUCUGAAGGUGUGGAAGCCCUACGCCGUCUACCUGUUCAACCUGGUCCUAGCGGACCUCCUGCUGGCUGCCUGCCUGCCCUUUCACGCCACCUUCUACCUGCGGCACAAGACCUGGGGCCUGGGACGUGCGUCUUGCCAAGGGAUGCUCUUCCUGCGGUCCCUGUGCCGCGGGGCGGGUGUGGCCUUCCUCACCGCCGUGGCCCUGGACCGCUACCUCCGGGUGGUCCACUCGCGGCUCAAGGUCAACCUUCUGUCCCUGCGGGCGGCCUGGGGGAUCUCGAUCCUGGUCUGGCUCAUGAUGGCAGCCCUCACCCUCACCCACCAAAGCGUGUUCCUCUCUGAGGCCGAGUGCCCCAGUUCCGAGCCCAGGACGGAGUCCUCCUUCAGUCUGAUCUGGCAGGAAGCCCUCUUCUUCCUCCAGUUUAUCCUUGCCUUCGGCCUCAUCCUGUUCUGCAGUGCCGGCCUCAUCAGGACUCUCCAGAAGCGGCUCCGAGACCCACACAAGCAGCCCAAGCUGCAGAGGGCCCAGGCGCUGGUGGCCACGGUUGGGGUGCUGUUCACGCUGUGCUUUCUGCCCAGCUUCCUGGCCCGCAUCCUACUGGCCAUCUUCCGAGGGGCGCUCAGCUGCGGGGUCCUGAGCUCCAUGGUCCACGCUGCUGACGUGACCGGCAGCCUCACCUACCUGCAGGGCGUGCUGAACCCGGUGGUGUACUGCUUCUCGAACCCCACCUUCAGACGUUCCUACCGCAAGCUCUUCUACACCCUCACCCUCAGGGGCCGAAAGCAGGAAGCAGAGGCUCCGGGCUGUGAGCUCAGAGACUCUUACUCCUGA